GAAAUGCGAGUCCCGAAACAGAAAAAGUUAUUCAAAGAAUUCUUGUUCGGUUCGCUUGCGUGGACCACCUUUCAAGUUUUAUUUUAGAAAAGUUGUUGGCAUCCAAGAAUCCCAGAUAUGCGAAAUUUAUCUUGAAUAUAGGAAAAAUCAAUAUCUCGAAUUCAGCUACGUGUUUACAGUUGAUCUACAAUACCGUUUACUCGGAAGUACAAGCAUUUUUUCAAAAUAUUGAAUGUGUAUCUUCGACUCUGAUAGCGUUUUCGAAGGUACUUGCUUACCUGAUUUUAUAUUACCAAAUAAAUCAACGGUAUACGAUGUGUCAAGUGAAUGAGCAGCAACUGGCGUCGUUCUACCUUCUAAUGCAACUGUCACCAGAAAACUCAGGCCAACGUCAAAGCAUUCUGUUUCUACUUUGUAGUUUUAUACAUACGAAUCAGAACCUCUUCGAAGAGAUAAAAUCUAUAGCAAACAAACAGUUAGAAGAGAUAAUAGACUUGGCAUUUACUGAACAAGAUGAGAGAAUUAAAGAGGAGGUCUUGAGAUUGAUGCUGACAAAAUUAGGUGGGCUGGACGAGAUGUACAAGUAUAAAAUUCUUUCUACAUUGAUCAUUAAUACGGACAAUAGCAAUUCAGCGUUUUUGAGCUAUAUUGAGAGUUUAGCGCAGAAUUUAGAAUUGUUAACGAUGGCCACUGGACCAGAAUUAUGUAAUUCGACGGACUUUGAAAAGAAAUUGCAAAUCUUUCAAGCAGUAAAACAUGAUCCGAAUUUUAAGGACUACCUUAACAAGGAAAACUUGCUAGAACCUAUAUUGCAGUUUAUUGUAGAUCUAGUAGAGUCAUCAAAGUCUGUUGUCGUCAAGUAUUAUUCUUAUCUAAUACCGAUCAUACAUGCCGUAUGUAAUUUACAUCCAGAAAACAAGGAAACAGUCGCCCAUUGGCUCAAAUCCUAUUUGUGCAAAUCCAUGAAUUAUCAUGUGACGAAUCAAUCUCAAACGCCUUCGUUAUUAUCACAUGAGAACGGUUUCUUUGCAAGAAUUUUUUGGGAUCUGCUUUUGUUUCAGGAUGAGGUGUUCGUGUGUCUCCAUAGUCAACACGGUCAGCCAACGAGGCUCAAGCAGAUGAUAAAUGGAUGGGAGAAUCGAGAAGAGCUUAAACUAGCGUUCAAGUUUAGAAAAGAGCGCUCACACCCAAAUUUAAUAAUAAGUGAAGAUGGCUUAACAAUAUGUGGUCCAAAAGGUCUACCAAUCCAGUCUAAGUUUUUGGUUGCGGUGAGCGAUUUUCCUAUCUCUCAAGGGAUUGUCAAAUGGGAGGUGAGGAUUAAACAGCUCAAACACAGUCUAGUGAUAGGGGUGAGUAAAAAAAAUCAUGGAUUUGACCCACAUUAUCCAGGACAAAUUACUGAUAACUCUGGAUGGUCUUAUUGCAUUUCUGUGGUGGACACAUCGGUUAUGGCUCACAACGGGAAUUUCGUGGUACAUCAGAAUCCUGUGAAGUCUGGGGAUGUAAUUAAGGUGACGGUGGAUAUGAAUGAAGGAACGUUAGCGUUUGGCGUCAACGAAACCGAUCUUGGGAUUGCGUAUUCUAACUUGAAGGGUAGCGUUGUAUAUCCUGCUAUAGCAAUGAGGAACACGCAAGAGAUUGUCGAAGUGAGCGGAUAUCUUAGCAUUGUUCAACCUGGGAUUUGCUUCACCCGAGAAAGACGGAUAGGAUACCACGUUCAUGAAACUCAUCCCCUACGCCCGCUUCGAACCAAUGAAUUUUAUUCUAUCUUGAGCAGAGUGAGACUGAAGGAGUUGUUUGAUGAUCUUUUGAGUGUUCUUCCUACUGAACCGGCCCCUAAGUUGAAAAUAUGUUUUGAGCAAAUAGUAUUUAGGAAUGGCCAGACAGAAAAACGUACGCUUUCUGAUUGGAAUCAGACAUUUGGACAGGUCGUUCAAGAGUGCGCACGCGAGGACAAAAAAUUUGUCGUAAUGGACUUAACAACUAUAUCAAAAAAUCAAACUACGGAGACUAGUUUAUCAGAUGGAAAGGAGUGGGAACGAAUCGAUAGUGGAGAUGAUGUCAGCGUGGCCGAAUAUUUUUUCAAGUAUGGUGGAUUGGCCAUGUUACUGAGCUAUUUAGAACAAGAAAUACUGACUGUGCUUCAAAAAGUUUACGACGAGCGUUCUCGUCUGUCAUUCAUGAAUGAUCCACUGGCCAAGCCUCAGGCAAAAUUGUUUGAACAGAACACAUUGAGUAAUAAUAAUGUGUAUGGAGAAGCAGCGUAUGAUGAUGGAACGAUCUCGCUCAAGAGAGAAAUAGAAGUCAUUAGGCGACGAGUCAUGUCGGCGAUUCAUUGGUUGAUGUUGAUGAGAGUGCUACUGUUUCCGAGAUAUUUAGUACACUUUGCCAAGAACGAGUUGAUGAUGGCCUUUUUGAGGGAUCUGUUCUAUGAUGUUCGAACUCUGAUAACAGAGAAAAUUUCGGAAUAUCGCACGGAAAUCAGGCAGACGAUAGUUAAAAGAAAAGAGAACUUAUAUAUGUUUUACAGGUUAACGCCAAAUAUGGCACUGCAGCAUGCAGAUUCUCAGUACUCACCGGAGUGUGUAAGCAUUGAAAUAUUGACGGAGAUGUUAAUCGAUUCGCGCAUAUGGAUUAAUUCUCCGUCUGCAGAACUGUCUGAGUGGGAGGAGGAAAGGAGAGAAGAGUUACUCGAUUUGAGAAAUGAGAUAUGGUCGUGUGGUGCGUUGGCUUGGAUAAUGAAAAUGUGCGCUGACAUAGUACGAAUCGAGGCAAAAGAUGCAAAGAAUGAAGAGAUUAGAAAGGCAGAAAAGAAGAAUGAAAUAGAGAGGGAAAUAGAGCUGAUUUUGAAUCAAACGACAGAAGGCGGUUGGUUGGAAUUGUCUAGUACGUGGUGGGAGACUGGGAUGAAUUGUCGAGGUUGCGUAUGGGAUGCAUCUAUAAGGCAGGUACAGAGAAAAUAUCAGGAACAUGCGAGUUUAUUAGUAAUGCUUCAGUUUAUUGAAAACUAUUUGACCGUUGUAGCUUGUAAUGCAGACAAAUCGACGAGCGUCGAGCUUUUGGAUCAGCCGAAAUUACAUCCAAAGGUUUAUGAGGUUUUGAUAGCGUCGUGUCUGAUUCCUUUACUAGAGAGCUAUUUGCGGAAUGAUUCAUUGUUGGACAUCAUGCGUAAAGUUGAUAUAUAUUAUCUUAUAUUGAGGGUGAUUCGGGUGAUGAUAAAGCACCAGGAGCUCGCUAUGGCGCUGGCAACGCAGGCAAAGAACAAAGAGAGUAAUUGGUACUUAUCGUUUUCGUUCAUGAAGCGAAUAAUAGAGGGGGCAAAUAAGCUACAGUUUCAAACUAGUAGAAAUAUAUCUAGGAACAUGAAAAAAGACGCGGACUCUGAAGAAAGCAGUAAUAAUAGUAACAAAUCGAUGAUGGGAGGGACGAUUGACGAAAGAUUGACACUGGAAAUCAACCUCACAGAGCAGCAGAUUAAGCAGAUCAUUGAUCCACUUCUCAGUUUGAGUCAGGAGGAGAGCCAAGAAGCCAGCUCGUCAUUUAAUGGCCCGGGUAGUUCGAGUACGGACGAAGGAACUUACCGAAAAGAAUUGGAACCUUUUCAGCUUGAUGAAAUAGAAAUGUCCGUCAAUGGUGUGUAUAAUCAUUACUACGCAAAACAGAUUGAGUCUGAAACCAGUGUCUCGACAGCCAAGAUGAAGCGUCUGGCCCAGGAACUUGGCUCCUUGAAUAUCGGUCUUCCACUACACUGGUCAUCUUCAGUAUUCAUAAGGGUAAGUAGCGAGAGAAUGGACGUGAUGAAAGUCGUAAUCUCUGGUCCAGUCGGCACGCCUUAUGAAAAUGGCUUAUUUUUGUUUGACGUAUACUGUCCAGCAGAGUACCCAAAGACCGAGCCUCUCAUUAAUUUGAGAACAACUGGUAACGGAUUGGUUCGGUUUAACCCUAAUUUAUAUAACAGUGGGAAAGUGUGUCUAUCACUGCUCGGUACAUGGCACGGUGGACCAGAUGAGAAGUGGAAUGAGGCCACUAGUACCUUGCUCCAAGUCUUCGUGUCCAUUCAGUCGCUGAUUUUUGUGGCUGAGCCUUACUUCAACGAGCCAGGAUACGAAUCUACCUUUGGCACCCGCGAUGCAAUGAAGAAGAGCAAAGCCUACAACGAGACGAUUCAACUAGCUACUUUGAAAUGGGCGAUAUUGGAUCCUCUAAAAAAUCCUUAUCCAGGAUUUGAAGACGUGAUUCGAAUUCACUUCAAGCUGAAAUCCAAAGCUAUCAAAAAAUGUUGUAACCGUUGGCUUCAGGAAUCAUUUUUGAACUCUAGAGAGUAUUGUUCAAAAAUACUGGGCCUCAGUAAGGAAAUCGCUAGUAUUAUUGCGGAUCUUGAAUAAAAAAAAUUUGCAUG
This is a messenger RNA of Schistocerca gregaria, 4399 nucleotides long. RefSeq lists its product as uncharacterized. The record is from RefSeq and is a predicted model, not a curated record. NCBI's taxonomy places the organism in Eukaryota, Metazoa, Arthropoda, Insecta, Orthoptera, Acrididae. Gene Ontology annotation, molecular function: ubiquitin conjugating enzyme activity; cysteine-type endopeptidase inhibitor activity; protein binding. The transcript has a single exon. Gene Ontology annotation, biological process: negative regulation of apoptotic process. The coding region runs from base 315 to 4385 and encodes 1356 amino acids. Gene Ontology annotation, cellular component: nucleus.